Molecule: messenger RNA, 2569 nt
Organism: Schistocerca piceifrons (Central American locust)
Lineage: Eukaryota; Metazoa; Arthropoda; Insecta; Orthoptera; Acrididae
Product: nuclear factor related to kappa-B-binding protein-like
Exons: 12
Cellular component (GO): Ino80 complex
Molecular function (GO): protease binding
Source: RefSeq, a predicted model, not a curated record
AUUGCGUAAUCAAUUUAUCGAUUACACUCUAUCUUUUGUCACUAUUCCUGCAGAUUUUCAGCCAGAUGAAUUUGUGCCGUAUUUGGAACGCAAACCGAACCAAGCGUACCAGUGGAUUGGUGCCGGGAGGGACUCGGACUCCCACCUGCUGCCACUCUGCCAGCACUGGCUGCUGCGCCGGGACGAGAUGCGAGCCGUUGGGCCACGGCGGCGAGGUGCCGGGCAGAGCACGGAUGACGACGACCGCGCACAGUCUCCACCACCGCCCAGAUGCCCCACGACUUGGGUGGUGCGGCCCAGCACUGCUGCUGAGAAGGAGAUCUACCCGGGAGCAGGUCGGUCAGAGGAACGCCGCCGAUAUGAAAAUCCUCACAAGGCUUUCACUUUUCGGAUGCACGGUUACGAAUCUGUUGUGGGCCCCGUCAAGGGAGUUUACAAUCAGAGUGCUGGGCCCAACAAGCCACGGGGGCAUUCUCUGCUAGUUGGUGAGAGGCCAAAUUUUGUCACCAUCCUAGCACUUGUGCGUGACGCGACGGCCCGCCUGCCCAACGGCGAGGGCACGCGCUCUGACAUCUGCGAGCUGCUGCGCGACUCUCAGUACUUGGCUCCGAUUGCCCAGGAGAACUACCUGCAUUCUGUGGUGAGCGGGGCGCUCGACCGCCUGCACUACGAGCCGGACCCCUGUGUCAAGUACGACACCAAGCGGAAGAUCUGGAUAUACUUACACCGCGGCCGCUCUGAGCAGGAAUUUGAGAGACUCCACCAGCAACAACAAGGUGUGACAAAGGCUAAGAAGCCCCUCGGACCACGUAAGCCCGGUGGACGGCGCCCGAGGCAAGAAUCUCAGCAAGCAGGUGUGCUGGCCAGCGUCACUUCUGGAGAGCAGUUGCAGUCCACCACGACAGCGUCCUCUGCGGGUGGCACAGCUCAGCAAGUGGUGGUCACUACCGCGCCAGGGAAGGGCGUGCCAGUGGUCGGCGCCAUGGCGGGGGGACGUGGUGGGCGCUCGAGUGUGCACCAGCAGAUCAGGGUUGCCGGUAGUAGUGCGGGCACUGCCAUCCACAACCUGCAGGUGACCACAUCGGCUGGCCAGCAAACAAUACAGGUAACAACUUCGCAGAAUCUGCUGCCUGCUGCGGGAAAAUCCCUACUCGCAGUUUCAAAUCCCGGGGUGGGCUCCGUGCGCGGCACAUCACUCGCGCAGGCUGUGGCUGCCUCCAACGUAGUGACGGCAACCUCGGCAGCGACUGGUCUGCCCGCAUCCUCCCAGCAGCAGCAGGUGGUGAAGACGGUGACGCUGACGGCACAGCAGGUGCAGGCAGUUGCGUCUGCGAGGGCGGCAGCGGCCGCCGUGACAGUGACUGCACCGACCACGACCGUAGGCGCCACGUCGCUCAGGAUGGUGGGUACUGCCGGAGCUGUGACCCGUGGCGCCAAAGGGGGCAAAGCUGGCAAAGGUCAGGGCCGAGAGAGGGUGCGCAGGACGCAGCCAAUCACAGCAGCGAGUCUCAUGACGACAAUGGCGAGCGGCAAUGUGUCGCUUUCAGGAGGACAGGUUGUAACGGGCACCGGCAUUGCCACCACCGUCACCUCCCCUCUGGUUCGACAGGUUGCGGGGCAACAAGUUGUUAAUCUGCAACAGCUGCAGCUGCUGGGGGGGUCCCGCAGCCCGCAGCCCCAGCAGCAGCAGCAGUCGGCCUCUGGCGGGUCACCAAAGCUGCAGGGCACGGCAGUGCAGCAGCAGGCACAGCAGGUGGUGGCGGGUGGGAAGGCAGUGGGGCUGACGGGCGUGAAGCUGGUGGGCGCCAUGAAGGCCCUGCAGCAGCCGGGCGCCGACCAGCAGACCAUCCUCAUCAAGCAGGGCUCGGCCGUCACCACGCAGCAGGUGUCUUCCCAGCAGCAGCAGGUGCUGCAGCAGCAGGCCAAGGCGAUAGCACAGCUGCAGCAGCAGUUACAGCAGCAACAACAGCUGAAGCAGCAGCAGCAACAACUAAAGCAGCAGUUGCAACAACAGCAGCAGCUGAAGCAGCAGCAAACUACGAUUGCCACUGUCGGUGGGACGGUUGUGAGUGCGGCCCAGCAGAGAGUAGUCACAUCCGUGUCAGUCCUUGGGAGCGGCCAGCCGCAGGCUGCACGGGUUGUCACCAGGGUUGGUGGGAAACCGGUACCAGUUGCCAUCUCCACGCAGCAGCAACAACAACAACAACAGCAGCAGCAGCAGCCGCAGGCACCUGUGGUGGCAAAGGUGUUUACCAAUGCGCAGGGCCAAGUUAUCUCCAUGGAAAGCCUUCUGGCACACCAUAAGCAGCAUGGGACUCUCCCACAGGGGACGGCGUUACGUGUGACGACAUCGACAGCGGCAUCUGUUAAGGCACAGCAACAGCAGCAACAACAGCAACAGCAGCAGCAAGUGUCUGCUCCCACGGCCAGCCUCAUACAGAUACCGGGAGCAGCGACGCAGUUUGCGGUGGUGUCGCAGGGCAGCCUGUUGUCAGUGGCAGGCAGCGGAGCCAGUGCACAGACGACCUCUGCCCCCAGAAUACUGCAGGCUACCCAGUUACAGCAGCAG